Messenger RNA from Haemonchus placei, 1149 nucleotides. The record is from the annotation of a GenBank genome assembly. NCBI's taxonomy places the organism in Eukaryota, Metazoa, Nematoda, Chromadorea, Rhabditida, Trichostrongylidae.
AUGGCUUCCUCUACUUGGGUUAGUCCAGAGGAAUAUGAAAGGCGAGAAAAGUAUCUUCGUGGAGGUCUUCGUGAAGUCAAUUUGCUAGAUCCGUACACAUGGAAUCGACCUGCUCAGGGAGCUGCUGCAAUGUUUGGUCUGUCAUUGGCUGCUGGGCAGCUUUACAAUAUUUGGAACAAAAAACCGUUCUACUUCGCACUCGUCCCUAAAUUGAUUGCCCUUGGAAUAGUGAGUUCUUUGGGUUACGGAAUGGGCACGUUGAGAGAGCAUCACUGGAGAACAAGAGAUGCUGUCAUUGAACAUUACAUGCAGCUUCAUCCCGAGGACUUCGAUCAUUUUAAGGACAGGACUGAUAAAGCAAAAGUGAGGGAAGAAGAGCUGAACGAUGCGUUGAAUCGUGCGAGGGAACAGGCAGAAAGCAGAGUUGUUGAUGAGGAGACAGUGAAAACACUAGAAGGAUUUUUAUCACUCGAAGGAUGUGGGUGGUCUGCAAAGCGAAUACAAGAAGCACUAGAGUUGUUACGAAAAGCUAGUCUGGGCAUAUCCGGCGGAAAUGUGCAGCCAUCGAAGUUUGCAUUUUCGGUUUCUGAUAAGAAGCCUUUGGCAGCAUCGUCUGCAAAGCACUCACCAACGCCAUCUCCAUCCAGAUCUGCACCCAUAGCUGCCAAUGAAGUUCCAGCAAAUGCUAUUCAACUACUGAAUUUGGUUGGGGAAAAUAAAGUCAUCUCGGGUAAAGACGGUUUUGAUGUCAAGCUCAAGAAUAUAAAGAACUGUCAACUUUCGUUUGUCUUUCGUCCAUCAACUGUCCAUAUUCAGGGAGUACAUGAUUGUAAGCUAGUGUUUCUCCCUGUUGAAACAUCAAUUCUCAUGUAUGAUUGCACUGGGUCUCAGAUAUUUGCCACCGCACAACAGUUACGUAUUCAUAACUCCCAUGAGUUACGCCUUCAUGUGGGAGUUCGUGCCGCUGUAAUUAUCGAAUCUUGCAGUAAGAUUCGCAUGGCGCCUUAUAGGUUAGUGAACUUUUCAAUCUCUCUGAGUCCUUCAAUAGCAUUGGAAGAUAUUGCCGCUGUUCUGUUUUUUCUCACGAUUCGCAUUCUCCACAGAAAGGCAACGUUCUUCAAACCAAAACUUACCAGUGGCUUCCAUUAG